UUCAUUGUAUUGAUGCACCUUCAUCCGAGACGACAAUGCCGCGUUGUGUGUUUUUAGGCUGCCUUUGGCGUUUGGCUUUUUACUUGUCCACCAGACAUCACAGCCAGGCAAGUGAGUUUAGCAUGGAGGGGGAUUUCAAACUUGGGGGGUUGUUUAAUGUGCAUUCAGCCAGUGACAUUGUAAUCCCGAACUCUCCUAUGGCGAUGCAGUGCUACAACCAGCCAUUUUCAAUGUCAGGUUAUCAGAUGUUAGAGGUGAUGAGGUUUGCCGUGGAGCAGGUCAACAACUCCACUCUCCUCCUGCCUAACGUCUCCCUCGGCUAUGAGAUCUACGACCUUUGCUUAAAAACUCAGAACUUCCCUUCCUUCCUUGAUUUCUUCUCAGACAAAGGAAAGAUAAAAGUGUCGUCUGCGAACAACGCUUCUAAACAUAAUGUUAUCGGUCUCGUGGGUCCGUAUGCCAGCUCAGAAUCUUUGGUCGUCACUCCUUUGUUCAUGAUGGACCUCAUUCCAGUGAUCAGUUACGCAUCUUCAAGCUACACUCUGAGCAACAAGUGGGUAUAUCCAAGUUUUUUACGCACAGUACCCACUAAUCAAGACAUCAUCCAGAUAAUGAUUCACCUCAUUCUGAGGUUUAGAUGGAACUGGGUGGCUUUUGUGAGCAGUAGAGAUGAAUACAGUCGAAAUGGGCUCGAAUUGUUCCGCAAGAACAUCAAAGACACUGACAUCUGCUUGGCUUUCUUCUAUGAGCUCACAAGACAGUCUAACUACGCCGAGGUCCUAAACAAGAUAGACUCGCUGAGCAUCAACGUAAUAAUAGUCUUCACUCUGGAAAACUUCGCAAGAGACUUUGUCCGAACGGCUGUGAACAUCAACAUGAGGGGGAAAGUCUGGAUAGCGGGUGAUACAUGGUCCAUGGACCAGGAGCUCUCCACCCUCCCUGGCAUUGGGCAAAUUGGGACCAUUUUCGGUGUCACCGAAACCACGUUGAGUAUACCAGGAUUUGAUGACUUCGUCUAUCAGACACGAGACAGUAAUAACAACGAUGACUGCCUAAAAUGUAAGGACACAAGGAAAUGCAAUCAAGUAUGUGAGAAAUGUAAAGCCCUAAAUCCGAAGGACAUUAUAAAGGAAAACCCUACGUACUCAUUCGCCAUCCAGUCUGCCGUCUACACCUACGCCCAUGCGCUCCAUCAAGUGCUCAACUGCAGCAACCAGGGGUGCAACCUAUCUAAGAACAUCCCACCUCAUAUACUUCUUCAAUACCUCAGAAAUUCAAGCUUUACGUUACAAGGCCGGCAAAUUAAAUUCGACAAAUAUGGAGAUCCACCAGCCAGCUUUGCAUUAGUGCUAUGGAGACCAAGCCAGGACCCUUUAUUUGUCAAAGUCGCCACAUACGAAACUCACCCAACGGUUCGGUUCACCUUGAAUGAUGACCUUAUUCCCUGGUUUAAAAAUGGCACAGUGCCAUAUUCCAACUGUUCCAUUCUAUGUGAUACUGGUUUUAAAAAGAUCCAAACUUCAAUGCAUAAGUGCUGCUUUCAGUGUGAAAAAUGCAAUGCCCAUACAUAUGUCAACACCACAGCGGAUGCUUACACUUGUGCUCCAUGCGUGGAAGGCUACUGGUCUGAUGAGAAAAGCACAUACUGCAAAAAAAGAAUCAUUGUGUAUCUUAAUCUUGAGGACCCACUUUGCAUACUUUUCCUGGUAUGUGCUGUGUCCUUUAUUGCUAUCUCUAUCGGACUCAUCAUCCUUUUCGGAAUCAACUACGACACUCCUGUGGUGAAAUCCGCCGGUGGUAACAUGUGUUUCCUUAUGUUAUUUUGUAUGGUGUUUGCCAAUAUCGGGGUGUUCUUUUACUUCGGAAUCCCUCAAGAGAUGAAUUGUGCUUUGAGAAAUGUCUUCUUUAUCUUUUUCUACACCAUUUGUCUAUCUUGUAUGGGUGUACGCUCAUUUCAAAUUGUUUGCGUUUUCAAAAUUGCUGCCCAAUUCCCGAACUUCUAUUCCUGGUGGAUGAAGAAUAACGGUCAGUGGCUUUGCAUUACGGUCUACUCUUUCGUUCAGCUUAUUGCUUGCGCAGUUUGGCUUCUGUCAGGCAGACCCAAACCUUACAAUGACAGUCUGUCUUAUAAAGAUCAGACUAUUCUGACCUGUGAUAUGGGGGCACUGGUUGCAUCCACCUUGGCUUGGUCUUGCCUCUGGUUCCUUAGCAUAGUCUGUUUCUGUUUCUCCUACAUGGGCAAAGACCUUCCAAAAAGUUAUAAUGAAGCAAAGUCUAUCACCUUUAGUCUGCUUUUAUUUUACCUGUGCUGGAUUGGGUAUUUCACAGCAUAUAUUGUGUUCAGAGGAGCUUACAUACAGCUUUUUAAUGCAGUGGCUCAGCUGUCCAGUUCAUACGGAAUUAUAGUUAGUUUCUUCAUGCCGAGAGCCUACAUCAUUGUCUUUCAACCCAAGAAGAACACUCAGGCGUACUUUCAAUCAUCAAUCCAGACGUAUACACAGACACUUAGCAGAAUGUAG
Messenger RNA from Trichomycterus rosablanca, 2519 nucleotides. Its product is annotated as taste receptor type 1 member 1-like. Gene Ontology annotation, molecular function: G protein-coupled receptor activity. Gene Ontology annotation, biological process: G protein-coupled receptor signaling pathway. Bases 36 to 2519 code for a protein of 827 amino acids. Gene Ontology annotation, cellular component: plasma membrane. The record is from RefSeq and is a predicted model, not a curated record. The transcript is spliced from 6 exons. NCBI's taxonomy places the organism in Eukaryota, Metazoa, Chordata, Actinopteri, Siluriformes, Trichomycteridae.